AUGGCUGAAUUUAUUUUAAGCAGUCAAAACAAUCAAUUACUAAUUUUUGAAUCAUUUAUAUUUCAACGAGAAAAGCUUAUUAACGAUACAAGUUAUUGGCGUUGUGUUAAAUUCCACUUGGAGGAGUGCAAUGGAAGGGCAAGGACAAAAUCUGGAGUUAUAUUUCAUAAUCAAAUGCAUAAUCAUGUUCCAGACAUUGCCGAAAUUGAAGCAAGGAAAGAAAUAAAUCAAAUAAAGGAAAAGGCAACUACCUCGCAAACUCUACCCAAUAAUAUAAUAGCGGAUAUAACAACCAAUAUAUCUACAGCAGCUAUGGGGAGAAUGCCAAGUUGUUCCUUAAUCAAAAGAACAAUUCAAAGAAAACGACGCCUAGUAGGAAGGGCGCCUACUGUUCCUGUUAAUUUAAUUGAACUAAUAAUCCCUAUUGAAUAUCAAAUAAAUAAUAACGGGCAACAAUUUUUAUUAUAUGAUAGCGGUCACCAUGAUCAUCGAUGCCUAAUAUUUUCAACAGUGAAAAAUAUACAGUUCCUAUCAACGUGCGACAAAUGGUACGCAGAUGGCACCUUCAAAACAUGCCCUCCACUCUUUCAACAAAUCUAUACCAUCCAUGGGAUGAAAUACGACACGAUUAUUCCUGCCGUUUAUAUCCUUAUGGCGUCGCGUCGCCAUCAAAAUUAUUUAAAUAUUUUCGAAAAAAUUAAAAAUUUCGAAAUUCAUCUUGAUCCUAGGUCUAUAAUGACAGACUUUGAAUUGGCAGCCAUAUCAGCUUUCAACCAAUCUUUUCCGUUGGCUGAUAACCGUGGAUAUGUUAUUAUCACUGGCAUAUGUGCCAGUGGAUGA
Messenger RNA from Gordionus sp. m RMFG-2023, 840 nucleotides. RefSeq lists its product as uncharacterized. Lineage: Eukaryota; Metazoa; Nematomorpha; Gordioida; Chordodea; Parachordodidae. Bases 1 to 840 code for a protein of 279 amino acids. The record is from RefSeq and is a predicted model, not a curated record. The transcript is spliced from 2 exons.